UCUCUAAUUAAAGCUAGCGAUCUUCCUGGAAAAAGCACUUUCCAGAUUUAUCUAUCUCAAACAUUACCUCGGGGCCUAAACUCAUAGUCCGUCCCACAGGAGAGUGAGCAACUUUGGUCCAGGGUCAACAUCAUCGACCCCAGAUCCAAUUGGACAGAAAUAAACUACCCAACUUCUCCAAUUAUCUGUUUUCUUUUUCCUUUUUCCUGUUUCUGUGGAAUUGGGUAUCUGGGAUUGCUUGGUCUGCUAAUCUUGGUUAGGCGAUAUUUUCAGUCACCAUUCACAACAACCAUCAGCGGGGAAAACCCAUGUCUGGGAAUUUGGCCCCGCUUAUUGUUCGGGUGUUUUCAGGUUGCAUUUUGUUAAUUGCAGCAUUAUCUUGGAGAUAGAAAAGGAAGAAAUAUGAGGAUGAGGAACAAAUACAGGAAACCAACCCGUUUAAGUUGCAAUGCAGGGAGCAGAUGUUCAAUAUCUGCUGUGGUGUGGAGCUUGAUAGGUUGUCUUCUCAUUCUUCAUCUAUACUCCCUUGUUCACCAAAAGGAUGGGAUGGGCGGAGAGAUCCAGUUUCGCAUGACUCACCAACCACAGUUCCGUGAACUUGAAGAGGUGGAGGAAGAAAAUAUCCAAAUCCCCCCACCUAGGGGAAAAAGAUCCCCACGUGCAGCUAAAAGAAGGCCUAAGCGGACAACCACUCUGGUCGAUGAAUUUCUAGAUGAGAAUUCACAACUUAGAGGAGUAUUCUUUCCUGAUGAGAGAACUGCUGUAGAUCCAAUGAAGGAUUUGGGGAAUGAUACCUUUUACUAUUACCCUGGAAGGAUUUGGUUGGAUACUGAUGGAAAUCCAAUUCAAGCCCAUGGAGGUGGUAUUCUUUAUGAUGAAAAGACAAGGACAUACUAUUGGUAUGGAGAAUAUAAAGAUGGACCCACCUAUCAUGCUCACAAGAAAGGAGCAGCACGGGUUGACAUCAUAGGAGUUGGUUGCUAUUCUUCCAAGGACUUGUGGAAAUGGAAGAACGAAGGUGUUGUGCUGCUAGCAGAAGAGAAAAAUGAAACACAUGAUCUACACAAAUCCAAUGUUCUUGAGAGGCCAAAAGUGAUUUACAACCAGAAGACAGGGAAGUAUGUAAUGUGGAUGCAUGUUGACGAUGCCAACUACACUAAAGCUGCUGUUGGUGUAGCAAUUAGUGAUUACCCAACUGGUCCUUUUGAUUAUCUAUAUAGCAAACGGCCACAUGGUUUCGAAAGCAGAGAUAUGACCAUUUUCAAGGAUGAUGAUGGCAUGGCAUAUCUGGUUUACUCCUCUGAAGACAAUAGUGAACUUCACAUUGGACCAUUAACUGAAGAUUAUCUCGAUGUGACAGAAACCAUGAGAAGGAUUCUAGUGGGACAACACCGGGAAGCCCCUGCUCUGUUCAAGCACGAUGAAACUUAUUACAUGAUCACCUCAGGCUGCACUGGAUGGGCACCAAAUGAGGCUCUAGCGCAUGCAGCAGAGUCAAUUAUGGGUCCGUGGGAAACUAUGGGAAACCCAUGCAUCGGUGGGAACAAAAUGUUUCGACUUACAACUUUUUUUGCUCAGAGCACGUACGUGGUUCCUCUGCCUUCAUUUCCUGGUUCAUUUAUUUUUAUGGCAGAUCGGUGGAAUCCAGCUGACUUGCGGGACUCAAGAUAUGUAUGGCUGCCAUUGAUCAUUGGGGGACCAGUUGAUCAGCCCCUUGAUUACAAUUUUGGGUUCCCCUUAUGGUCAAGGGUUUCGAUAUACUGGCAUAGAAAGUGGAAACUCCCUCAGGGGUGGAGUGGGUUGACAUGGAUGUAGUUUCUCUUUAUUUCAUUAAUGUAUCAUAUUGAUGGUUCUGCUUAUUCUUUCACUGGCUUGCAUUUGUUGUGUUACUGUAAAUCUAUAUAAAUGGGCAUUGUAUAUAUAGUUCCACAGCAAGUUGACUGAGGUGCAGAAAUAUUUAGUCUGUAGCACUGCCAGUGAACCUUUUCUUUUUUCAGAUUAUGUUAAUAUUAGGUUGAGGAAGAGUGUAAGUUAUGCGAGAAAGAUCAUCUAUAUUGGUUGGAAAUUUUGUUGACAA
Molecule: messenger RNA, 2077 nt
Organism: Ziziphus jujuba (common jujube)
Lineage: Eukaryota; Viridiplantae; Streptophyta; Magnoliopsida; Rosales; Rhamnaceae
Exons: 3
Coding region: 403-1815 (470 amino acids)
Biological process (GO): carbohydrate metabolic process
Molecular function (GO): hydrolase activity, hydrolyzing O-glycosyl compounds
Source: RefSeq, a predicted model, not a curated record